AGCAGGUAGAUAAGGAAUUUCCAUCACUUCUCAUUCAGAGAGAAAGAUCGAGAGAGAAUAAGAUGCGUACGUGGUUCACUAAUGCAAAGCCCUAUCUGCUGUUAUUGGCCGUUCAAUUUGGCUCCGCCGGCAUGUUCAUUUUCGCCAUGGAUGCCAUGAGAAAGGGCAUGAGCCAUUACGUCUUCACCGUCUACCGUAAUCUCAUCGCCUUUCUCACUCUCUCUCCCUUUGCAUUUUUUCUUGAAAGGAAAGUUCGGCCGAAGAUGACCGUUGGUAUAUUUUCAGAGAUUAUGGCACUGGCUUUCUUCGAGAUAAUACUGGAUCAGUGUUUCGCUCUCUUGGGCAUGAAAUUCACGUCAGCUUCUUUCCUAUCUGCUGUCAUGAACUCCGCACCCUCUGUUACUUUUGUCAUGGCUGUUAUUCUAAAAUUGGAACACAUGAAGAUGAAGGAGGCAACAUGUAAAGCGAAAGUUAUUGGAACAAUAGUAAGUUUUGGUGGCACUUUGCUAAUGGCACUGUACAAAGGCCCUGCACUUAGUGUUAUGGGAUCUUCAACCACCCAACCUCAGAACGUCAGCAACCCCACUGGUAACCACUGGAUCAUAGGGACAGCUUUCCUCCUUAUUGGUUGUGCGGGCUUUUCUGCCUUUUACAUAUUACAAGUCAUAACAUUGAGAAAAUACCCAGCAGAGAUGUCCCUGGCUACUUGGGUUUGCUUUGUCGGUGCCCUUCAAAGUUCUAUCGUGGCAUUCUUCGCAGAACACCACCAUUCUCAUGCCUGGUCCAUUGGUUGGGAUACACGAUUCUUUGCUCCUGCUUACGCGGGAAUAGUUUCAUCCGGAGUUCAGUAUUACAUACAAGGCGUGGUGAUCAAAUCCAUGGGCCCAGUUAUUGUGACUGCUUUUAAUCCCCUUCGUAUGAUCAUCAUUACCACCUUGGCCUGCAUCGUCCUCUCUGAGAAACUCUACCUUGGAAGUAUUAUUGGAGCAGUAGUUGUGGUUCUUGGACUGUAUCUUGUUGUGUGGGGAAAAUCUAAAGAAUGCCAGCAAAGGAUAAUGCCACCAUCCCCUGCAAAUGAUAUCCCUCCAGAAGAUCAACGUCAGCUACCUGUCACAGCUCCUAGGAAUGAUAGCAAUGAUAAUAAUGCUUAAUUUUUCUUCACAUCUAUUAUAAGGCUUGGUUAUAGUUCAUGGCCAUGAUGAAAUAGUGAUGUGGAAAUGAGAACUUAGUGUGUAUUUGAGAGA
This is a messenger RNA of Vigna angularis (adzuki bean), 1244 nucleotides long. RefSeq names its product WAT1-related protein At4g08290-like. Gene Ontology annotation, molecular function: transmembrane transporter activity. Lineage: Eukaryota; Viridiplantae; Streptophyta; Magnoliopsida; Fabales; Fabaceae. Gene Ontology annotation, cellular component: plasma membrane. The coding region runs from base 63 to 1151 and encodes 362 amino acids. The transcript has 7 exons. The record is from RefSeq and is a predicted model, not a curated record.